Molecule: messenger RNA, 856 nt
Organism: Pimephales promelas (fathead minnow)
Lineage: Eukaryota; Metazoa; Chordata; Actinopteri; Cypriniformes; Leuciscidae
Source: RefSeq, a predicted model, not a curated record
UAUUGGUGAGAGGGAGUUUCAGUUUCUGAGGGAAUACUGUGCCAUCAUGAAGCCUCUCACAGUUGCUCUUGAUAUACUGCAAGGAGAAGAAAACUGUUACUAUGGCACCCUCCUGCCCACAAUAGAAGUUUUGAUGUCGAAGCUACUGGAGAUAAAAGAAGGCCUGAUUAUUGCAACUGGCCUACCUGAUGCCAUAGUUCAGGCAAUCAAAACACGAUUUGCAUCCCUCUUGGAAAGCAAUGAUGCAAUACUGGCAGCUGUCACACUUCCUAUGUUCAAACUGCGAUGGUUGAGAGACCAGAGGAAAAAAGAAAUGGUCAAAGGAAUGCUGGUAGCAGAGUGUCACAAGCUCAUCCCUCGACCUGGCCCUGUUCAGCAAGCAGCCAAGAUGCCUGUGUCUCCGACAACACCAGACUCAAGCUCCUAUAAUGUGCAGGACUUUUUCUGUUUUGAGGAGGCUGGUGAUGAUACCUUCAGCACAGUGGAAACUGAAGUAAUUACCUACUUGAGAACAGCCGAAACAGGGAUGGAGAUUCUUAAACAAUUUCCCACAAUAAAGGAAAUUUCUCUGAAGAAAAAUGCAGCUACUCCAUCCAGUGCUCCUGUAGAGAGACUUUUUAGCCUGGGAAGUCUGGUACUGUCUCCAAAGAGGAACAAGCUGUCUGACCAAAGGUUUGAGAGACUUCUUCUCAUGCGGUACAACCACUGGUUUGAAGGGUAAAACUGAACUUAAAUGUUCAUUCAGGUCCUUGCUAGUAAGCACCUUUUGUUGUUUCAAAUAAAUAAGCACACAUUUGUUAUUAAAAAAAAUAUUUGUUUGUUUAAAAUAAUGGUUAGUUUAGUAGCCACAGUUACA